UCAAAGUUGAUUGAAUUAACUUAUCAACCUUUCAGACCGAAUAAGGAGAAUCGUGGCCCAGCAUGAAUAAUCAGGAGUUAUACAAGUUGUUCAAGAACUCGAAGUUGGCCCAAGUUGCCACUCCUUUGAAGCCAAAGUUGAGACAAAACACCCAUUCUCCAACUCACCAAAUUAUUUACACUCCAAAGUCAAGUGCUAUUAGAUCCAAUUUUGGUAUUAAGAGUUACUUACCAAAGAAAAUUGGUGAUUCACACAUUGUUUUCAAUGACAUAGACAACAAGAAAAACAUGCCUGAUGUUGAAAAAUACUCCGGUGCAUACUAUAACAGACUUAAGUUUCAAGAAACUGGUGCAACCGUCAAGAAUUAUUUCACUGAAACAAACCCUUUGUUCCCAUCUCCAUCAACCAAGAGUAACCAUACCGGUCUCUUGAGUUCUGAAAACCUCUUGUCCGCAUUGAACUUGAGCGAUAGAGCCACUGUCUCCGACGUCAAGCGUCUCAUCAAGAGUAACCCUGACAUGUACAAAUCUUUCCAAACUUGGCUUUUAAACAACAACCCACAAGCUUUAACUUCCUCAAACCCUUCAUUAGUUUUAAAGAAUUUGAGAGAGUUCUUAAAGUCUGCUCCUGCUGAUAAAAUUGCAAAGUAUGAAAUCUCCUUAAUGGAUUUUUCUAGAAAAUUGGGUAAGAGAUCUAACCAUGCUCCAGCAGCUGAUGUUCAAGGGACUGCAGGUUUCUCCUAUAUGCUCAAGGGUAGAUUCAACAAUACUCCAAACGGUGUGAAGUAUGGAGCUAUUGUUCCUGGUAGAAUGGUCAACGAAAGAGAAGCUGCUAUUGGUGGUUUCGUCGCCAAGUCAAAUGAUCGUACUACUAUCUUACAAAGUAACUACUCCAAGAGUUACCCAGGAAAGCAUCAACGUCAAUUUGUCAUGCCAUUCAAGAUCACUGAAGCUGAACUUACUCCUAAAGGUGGUGUUAGAAUGUAUGUUGACGGUGUCAAGGUCGGUUCUUGGUUACAAAAAACUGGUGCUGAAGAUACUUCACUCGAUAGAUCGAAUUACCAACCAUCUAAUCCAAACUUUGGUAGUGCUUCUGAAAGAAAUGGAAGAGACAGCAUUGCUUUGCGUAACUUGAUGAACUUGAUUAGUCAUUAAAGUUUACAAUUUUCCCCCGUGUAUAUAAAUAUCAUUACUUCGUAAAAGUGUAUAAAUUUAAAAUAGAUAUUCUAUAAAUUAAUCGAAAAAUGAGGUAGCUAU
Messenger RNA from [Candida] anglica, 1256 nucleotides. The record is from the annotation of a GenBank genome assembly. Lineage: Eukaryota; Fungi; Ascomycota; Pichiomycetes; Serinales; Debaryomycetaceae.